Nicotiana tabacum (common tobacco) is the source of this 828-nucleotide messenger RNA. NCBI's taxonomy places the organism in Eukaryota, Viridiplantae, Streptophyta, Magnoliopsida, Solanales, Solanaceae. The record is from RefSeq and is a predicted model, not a curated record.
AUGGGUUUUGAGAUUGAAAUUGACUUCCGAUCAAGUUUGUUGUCAUGUGCUACUUGUGCAAUCAUAUUUGGGCCGUAUCGGGGAUGUGAUGCAUCACUAUUCCUAGACCAGACACCAAGUGGGGCAAGGGUAGAGAAGCUCGCCAACUCCAAUGGACCAACAGUUAGGGGAUUUGAUCUCAUUGACGAGAUCAAGGCUGAGCUUGAGGCAGAAUGUCCCGGUGUAGUCUCGUGCACAGAUCUUUUGGCAUAUUUAUCAAGGGAUGCCUUUGUUGUAUCCGGUGUCCCUCACUACGACGUGCCUGGUGGACGUCGUGAUGGAAUGGAAUCCCUUGAAGCAAAUGUUCCCGGCAACCUCCCACUUCCUGAUAAUACAGUGGAUAUGUUGAUUGACCUCUUUAAAAGGAAAGGCCUGAAUGAAGAGGAUUUGGUGGUUUUAAUUGGUGCCCACUCCAUUGGAGUAGCCCAUUGUUUCAGCUUCCUUUACAGAUUGGAUAAUCCUCAGAAGGCGGCCAUGGUAGAUCCAAGGCUCGCUGGAGUUAUGAGAUUCACAUGUACCAACCAAAUGAAUACUUUGGCUUUUGAUACCACCACACAGUACAAGAUGGAUUCUAUUUACUACAAGCAGCUGACUGAAAAGAGAGGACUACUUGAAUCAGAUGUGCUUUUGAGUGAAGAUCCCAGAACAAAGGACUAUAUCCAGAAGUUUGGUCAUGACCAAUCAGGAUGGUUCAAUAAGUUGGGCAAGGCCAUGAACAAGUUGGCUUCAAUACAAGUGCUCACUGGUGACCAGGGGCAGAUCAGGAAACAGUGCAGGGCUGUUAACUGA